GGAGAGAGUGGCAAGAGUACCUUCAUCAAGCAGAUGAGGAUCAUCCAUGGAUCAGGAUACUCUGAUGAAGACAAGAGGGGCUUUACCAAAUUGGUGUAUCAGAACAUCUUCACAGCCAUGCAGGCCAUGAUCAGAGCUAUGGACACUCUCAAGAUCCCAUACAAGUAUGAACAUAAUAAGGCUCAUGCACAAUUAGUCCGAGAGGUUGACGUGGAGAAGGUGUCUGCUUUUGAGAACCCAUAUGUAGAUGCAAUAAAGAGCUUGUGGAAUGAUCCUGGAAUCCAGGAGUGCUAUGAUAGACGACGAGAAUAUCAGUUAUCCGACUCCACUAAAUACUAUCUGAAUGGAUUAUGCAGAAUGGUCGAUGUAGGGGGCCAAAGGUCAGAGAGAAGAAAAUGGAUACACUGCUUUGAAAAUGUCACCUCGAUCAUGUUUCUAGUAGCGCUUAGUGAAUAUGAUCAAGUCCUUGUGGAGUCAGACAAUGAGAACCGAAUGGAGGAGAGCAAAGCACUCUUUAGAACAAUUAUCACGUAUCCCUGGUUCCAGAACUCCUCUGUUAUUCUGUUCUUAAACAAGAAAGAUCUUCUAGAGGAGAAAAUUAUGUAUUCCCACCUAGUCGACUACUUCCCAGAAUAUGAUGGACCCCAGAGAGAUGCCCAGGCAGCUCGAGAGUUCAUCCUGAAGAUGUUCGUGGACCUGAACCCCGACAGUGACAAAAUUAUCUAUUCCCACUUCACCUGCGCCACAGACACCGAGAACAUCCGCUUUGUCUUUGCCGCCGUCAAGGACACCAUCCUGCAGCUGAACCUGAAGGAAUACAAUCUGGUCUAACCGUGCCUCCCAGAAACCGUUCUUCCCUUCCCUGUGGGCUGUUGAAGAUAACCAAGAAGGACUGUAUUUCUGUGGAAAACAAUUUGCAUAAUACUAAUUUAUUGCCGUCCUGGACUCUGUGAGCGUGUCCACAGAGCUGUAGUAAAUAUUAUGAUUUUAUUUAAACUAUUCAGAGGAAACAGAAUGCUGAAGUACAGUCCCAGCACAUUUCCUCUCUCUCUCUUUUUUUUUGAGGCAAAACUUGUGACUCGAUGUAUUUUAAAUUUUCAGUCACUCAUUCACAAUAUGAAAGCACUCCUACCGUUUGUGUUCUCUCUCUCUCUCUCUCUCUCUCUCUCUCUCUCUCUCUCUCUCUCUCUCUCCAUUCCUUUCCAUCUCCCUCCUCCCUUCUUUUCUGUUGACCAAAACAAAGCUGGUUUUUCUUCUUCCUGUUCCAUACCCCCGUACUGAUUUUGUUUUCUCAUCUUAACAAUGGACUUUACCCUUGUUCCAUUCUUCUUGAGUGAUGCAGUCAGGACAGUGUCAUUCGAUUGAAGUCACCUUAUAUCAGCUUCAUUUAACAGUGGUUGUACUGAAGGCGUGUAUGUAUUACUACUAUGGUUCUAAUGUGUCUCUGGAUGCACAUCACAUCUAGUAUUUCUUUUUCAAUGCAUACAUGUGUGUGUGUGUAUAUAUAUUGUCUUGUCUCACUUGGACUAGGACAGCAGGUGCCCAUUGAUGGUCAAGAAUCUUAUAUUUUGGAUACAGAACUUCAGCCAUAGCUGGGUUGUUCAGAGGAAUGUCUGGAAGUCAGAGUGUGUGCUUACAGGCUGUGAAGGAGUCCUUGCUACUGCAGUCCAUGUGCCAUGUCCUUUUUCUCUUUCUUGCUUCCUUUUGUUUCUCUUUAGGUUUUUCACCCUCUCUGUAAACCACAGAUGCCAAAUGAUAUGCCAACAGACACUACAUUCCCCAGCGCUGCUGCCAGAACCGCCUCGAGUCUAUUCAUUUUCUGUUUGUUUCCAGCUCUCCUUUCCUCCGAUCCCUUUUGUGUUUGGGCCAUAAUUUUAAAAUAAUUUUUGCUAUGGGUAUGUUUUGCCAAAGCCGGAUUUUUAUAAGACAAAAUAAAUCAAGAAUUUAAACAGUAAAAGCCAGCGUCUCAACAUGUAAGCAUUAAGACAGUACAGCGAGGUUGACAGCUGGGUGUGAACCGGAAACACACAUUGCCAAACAGUUGCUACCUGAACCGCUUCUCUCAUGGUCCGUUCUUUCUUUGCCCUUACAAAGUCAGUGCCAGUGUCCGGAUGAGCAGUAUAGAAAACUACCCUAUGUGGUUUGUCAUGAGAGCUGUUCAUAUCUCUUUACUGGCACCAGUGUUAUUAGCUCUUUAUGUUCUUUAAUUUUGAGUGAGUUUGCCAAGAACACUGGUUGAUAGCAUUAUCCUGUAACUUUGAUUGGGG
Messenger RNA from Microtus ochrogaster (prairie vole), 2267 nucleotides. RefSeq names its product guanine nucleotide-binding protein G(q) subunit alpha. Bases 34 to 831 code for a protein of 265 amino acids. The record is from RefSeq and is a predicted model, not a curated record. Gene Ontology annotation, cellular component: cytoplasm; heterotrimeric G-protein complex. Gene Ontology annotation, biological process: glutamate receptor signaling pathway; adenylate cyclase-activating G protein-coupled receptor signaling pathway. Gene Ontology annotation, molecular function: GTPase activity; G-protein beta/gamma-subunit complex binding; guanyl nucleotide binding. The transcript is spliced from 7 exons. Lineage: Eukaryota; Metazoa; Chordata; Mammalia; Rodentia; Cricetidae.